Molecule: messenger RNA, 1158 nt
Organism: Puccinia graminis f. sp. tritici CRL 75-36-700-3
Lineage: Eukaryota; Fungi; Basidiomycota; Pucciniomycetes; Pucciniales; Pucciniaceae
Exons: 14
Coding region: 1-1158 (385 amino acids)
Source: RefSeq, a predicted model, not a curated record
AUGAUUGCAUCCCUGAAGAGGUGCCUACUUGGCAGCCAAGUCGCUGCCAAGUGGCCCCACCCGGUCGCAGGAGCUACCACCAACGACACCCCAAGCCAUCAAUUCAACGAAGGACCCACCAACCGACAACGCAACUUUUGCUGCCAAGUGGGCAUGAUCGCUUUUCAAUCGAUCAUGGCUGACCGUCAUCACCUCGGUCAGCCCCAGGAAAAUAAAUCAUCGCCGGGACCCACCGCCGACGACGCUUUUGCUGCCAAGUGGGCACCACCGCUUUUCAAACGAUCAUGGCUGACCGUCAUCACCUCGGUCAGCCCCAGCAAAACGAAUCAUCGCCGGGACCCACCGCCAACGACGCCCCAGGAAAACAAACCAUCUCCGGGACCCACCGCCGACGACGUGGGCAUGAUCGCUUUUCAAACGAUCAUGGCUGACCGUCAUCACCUCGGUCAGCCCCAGCAAAACGAUUCAUCGCCGGGACCCACCGCCAACGACGCUUUUGCUGCCAAGUGGGCACCACAUCUUUUCAAUCGAUCAUGGCUGACCGUCAUCACCUCGGUCAGCCCCAGCAAAACGAAUCAUCGCCGGGACCCACCGCCAACGACGCCCCAGGAAAACAAACCAUCGCCGGGACCCACCGCCGACGACGUGGGCAUGAUCGCUUUUCAAACGAUCAUGGCUGACCGUCAUCACCUCGGUCAGCCCCAGGAAAACAAAUCAUCGCCGGGACCCACCGCCGACGACGCCCCAGAAAAAGGAUUCAUCGCCGGGACCCACCGCAGACGACGGGCUGACCGUCAUCACUUCGGUCAGCCCCAGAAAAACGAAUUAGCACUGGGACCCACCGCCGACGACGCGCCGGGACCCACCGACGACGACGGUGAGUCCCCCUUCCGCUUCUCUUCUGCCCACUUGGCAGCAACUUUUGCUGCCAAGUGGGCACCACCGCUUUUCAAACGAUCAGGGCUGACCGUCAUCACUUCGGUCAGCGCCAGAGAAUCGAUUCAUCGCCGGGACCCACCGCCGACGACGGUGAGUCCCCCUUCCCCCUCCUCAUCUUCCCAGGCACAGGACCGGUUUUUGAUCGUUCUGCCUGAUUUGCUUUGGUCAGCCCCACCCCCCAAACGAUUCCACGUGGGACCCACAGACAGAGGACUGUGA